AUGGCCGAGCUGCAGAGGAUACUACACUGGCCGUGCUGCUUAGUGCAUCUGGUAUUUCUUUUCCUAAUAGCUCUUGCCUUGGACUUCUUUGGUUAUGAUUACUUGAACCCAAAGAGCCAGAACCUUAAAAGCAUGCAAGCUGGGGUAAGCAUGGUUGUUAGAGAAUGUCAUGAUCCAUGAGUCAUAAAAUUACCAAGAGUGGUAUCUCCACAGCCAAAUGUGCUAAGACCCUCUAGGACAGAUGUCCAUGUUUUGACUUCUUGAUUUGCCCCCAUUGUGUGGGAGGGAACUUUCAACAAUGACAUGCUGAAUGAGCAACUCCAACACCAGAAUGCUACCAUUGGGUUAACUGUGUUUGCAAUAAAGAGAGAGAGAGACUAUUUGAAGGUGUUCCUGCAGACUGCAGAGAUACACUUCAUGGUGGGGCACAGGGUGAGCUACUAUGUCUUCACUGGCCAAUCCAACAAUGUUCCUCAAAUCCUGCUCCAAGAAGAAAGGCAGAUGGUCAUCCUCAAAGUCCAGGCUAUCUAUGCCCACUGGCAGGACUUCUUCAUGCACUGCAUGGAAAUGAUCAGUAAUUAUUCUCAGGAGCGCUUCCACAGGGAGGUGAAUUAUCUUGUCUGUGCAGAUAUGGACAUAAAAUUCAGGGACCUUGUGGGUGUGGAGAUCCUCUCCUCCUUGUUUGGCCCUAGCUACUUCCCCAUUCAGAGGCGGUUUUUUGACUAUGAACACAACCCCCAGUCACAAGCCUGUAUUUUAGAGGAUGAAGGGGACUUGUAUUACACAGGGGCCUUGGGGGGCUCUGUGACAGAGGUUUAUAGGCUCACCAAAGCCUGUUACCAGGCCAUAAGGAUGGAUCAAGCCAAUCACAUUGAGGCCAUAAGGCAUGAUGAGAGCCACCUAAACAAGUACCUACUUUACCACAAACCCACCAAAGUCCUCUCCCCAGAGUACAUGUGUGUGAAAGCAGAGGAAAGUGUAUUGUUUCAGAACAAGCCAGUCGCUUUGAGGCUGGUUCACGUGAUCAUAAGUGCCCGAGCACUGGUAACGGUAAGGCAGCGGCAGAAAAUUAGAGAGGAAACAUUCCURUUGCACAAAGGUUCCAGUACCCAUGGAAGUGCUUAUGGACACUACACAAGGACUCCUGAAAAAUGUUAA
Urocitellus parryii (Arctic ground squirrel) is the source of this 1158-nucleotide messenger RNA. The record is from RefSeq and is a predicted model, not a curated record. Lineage: Eukaryota; Metazoa; Chordata; Mammalia; Rodentia; Sciuridae.